Molecule: messenger RNA, 7505 nt
Organism: Varanus komodoensis (Komodo dragon)
Lineage: Eukaryota; Metazoa; Chordata; Lepidosauria; Squamata; Varanidae
Gene: PLEKHA8
Product: pleckstrin homology domain containing A8
Exons: 14
Coding region: 217-1743 (508 amino acids)
Biological process (GO): intermembrane lipid transfer; ceramide transport
Cellular component (GO): membrane; cytosol; cytoplasm
Molecular function (GO): ceramide 1-phosphate transfer activity; ceramide 1-phosphate binding
Source: RefSeq, a predicted model, not a curated record
AUUUCUACUCUAACAGCGUAGCCCUGCGUGGUUGGUCGGUAGGGUCAAGGGGAAGAAGGCAGGCGGGGAGGCGGAGCGCAUUUCUGCCAGCCUCAGGAUGACCCUGGGGGCCCGUGUUUCAGCCGUGGGGCUGAGGGCGUAAAAGUUCCCGGGGGAAGGCCAGGGGAGAGGUUUCCCCUGUCCCAAGCAGAUCUGGAUGGGGGGGCCCUUGUCACCAUGGAAGGGGUACUAUACAAGUGGACCAACUAUCUGAGCGGCUGGCAGCCUCGAUGGUUCCUUCUUGCAGGAGGUGUGUUAUCCUAUUAUGACUCAAGGGAAGAUGCUUGGAAGGGCUGUAAGGGAAGCAUCCAGAUGGCAGUAUGUGAAAUUCAAGUUCAUUCUACAGAUAAUCUGCGAAUGGAUUUGAUUAUCCCUGGAGAACAAUAUUUCUAUCUGAAAGCCAGAAAUGCAGCUGAGCGACAAAAGUGGUUGGUUGCCUUAGGAACUGCCAAGGCUUGCUUGACAGAUAUCCGGACACUUAAAGAAAAAGAAUUUACAGAAAAUAUUGAAGCACUGAAAACUAAAAUGGCAGAACUUCGGCUAUAUUGUGACCUCCUCGUGCAGCAAGUGGAUAAAGCAAAGGGAACUGGCCUGGCCACCGCAUCAGCAGCUGAGAAUAGAAUUGAUAUGGGAGCACUCUUGAAGUCCACCUGUACAACGUUCUUAAAGACUCUCGAAGAAUGUAUGCAGAUUGCAAAUGCAGCCUUCUCUUCUGAGUUGCUUUACCAAACACCAUCUGGAUCUCCUCUUUCAGCUCUUCGCAAAUUAAACAAGCUAAAACUUCCAAAUAUAUUUAGUCGUGGUAUAGCAGAAAGGCAGAUGGAACUAAAGAAUUGUGAAAAUGGAACAAUAUAUCCCAACACCAACCUUCCUGAGCGAGCCUUGAUUAAUAGUAUGAUCCCCGAUCCCCUGAAAAAGGAUACAAUGGGCAGUGGAAAAAUAAGUGCAGGUGGUAUAACAGAAGAUGGAAAAAAACAACUGUCUCCAAAAGCGGGCAAUCAAGAUACGUCUUUAAAACCGGAGGUAGAUUCCAUGAACAGAUCAUCGAUGCAAACAGACAAAGAUUUCCCUACCUUCUUCACCUCUAUGAAUGUUAGAUUUAGUGAUAUCAAGCUUUUGGAAGAUGGAGGCAUACCCACAGGAGAAUUUCUGCAAUCUUGCUAUGAAAUAGUUCCAGUCUUGGACAAACUUGGAUCCACAGUCUUUGCUCCUGUUAAAAUGGAUUUUGAAGGAAACAUCAAGAAAAUUAAUCAGAAAUACUUGACCAACAAAGAGGAAUUCAGUACACUUCAGAAACUUGUCCUCCACGAAGUGAACAAUGAAGAGGCCAAGGUUAGACACUCGGCCACAGAGGCCCUCCUGUGGCUUAGAAGGGGUUUAAAGUUUUUGAAGGCAUUUUUGACAGAACUACGGAAUGGAGAGAAGAACAUUCAAACAGCACUGAAUAAUGCUUACGGCAGAACCUUACGGCAGCACCACAGCUGGGUCGUCCGCGGCGUGUUUGCACUUGCGUUAAAGGCAUCUCCCACCUACGAAGGCUUCCUGGCUGCACUGUGUGUUGAUGGAUAUGACCCUCAGGACGAAGCUUUUUAUAAUGGAAUGCAAAGGGACCUUGAUAUCUACCUUCCAGCCAUGGAGAAACAGCUCAGCAUCUUGGACGCACUGUAUGAAGAACACGGCCUGGAGUCAGACGAAGUGGUGUGACCUCCAGCUGAAUCAGUGCCUCGCAAAUUCAGGGAUUGUGUCUGUUAACAUAGCUUCUUUUCUAGAAGGCUAUUUGUGUUUGUGUUUUUCCAUACGUGGGAAGGGACACAACGCUUCCUUCUUUUUUAUACACAUUUUUUUAAAAGUGCUUGUUUCUGUUUAAAUGCAAAGGUGCUAUGUAAUUGGAGAAGAUUGUGCCUACCUUUAGGGCAAGUCCCUGAAGCCGCACCUCGUGGCAGUCACUCUGUGGCAGGCCAGCCGGGGCACUGGCUCCAACAGCUGAUGCUACGGAGCCCAGUUCAAACCUGCAACUGCAAAACCCAGUCUGGAUUUGCCAGCCCCGUGUCCCACGCAGGUGAUUGUCCACUCAAGUCUUUCUCGUAAGUUAAGUCAUAACCAGAAAGCAGGGACUCAUGUCACAACUACCUCCCCACGCACAUGGGUGUGCACACACACUAUUACUGACUUCAUCACUACAGGCUGAAGCAGUUGCUUGGCUGUAUCUGCCACAGGUGUGCAUCUGUUUGCAGCGGCUGCAGACCAUGAUGGUGGCUGACCUCAUAAUAUAGUCAAGGUUGGGGCAGGAGCAUCCCAGGUUUCCAGUGUGGCAUUUUGAUGCUGACUCAGAAGAAUUGGCAGGCCGUGAUUGGUCCUGGAUCACCCGUUUGCAGUGCAAAUAGGUGUGUGUUGGAGGCGUUUGUACCUGUCUAUGAGGGGCUUUGCUGUGAGAUGUGUGGGAAGCUGAUGCUGGAAGAAUGCACCAGUUCACCCAAUAUUUUCCAGUGCAGAUGCUCCCUGAUGCUCAGACAGACGCAGUGCAAGUCCUCAUGCCAGCCAAGAGUGUGAGCCCCGACUGCCUCGCACCUCCUCCCCCUUGCAGGACAGUGCCGCUGGCCCUUCCCUUGGGGUGUGCAUGCCACUGUCCUCUUCCCAUCACUGCUCUGCUAGUGCUCUGGAGAGCCAUGUGGCUGGCCGAGCGCUUACAAGAACCUCUCCAGCUGCCCGGCCUCCUCUGUGGCUCCCCAUCCCUUGCCGGAGGAUUCGAAGCAGGAACCAGAGGAAGGGGGCUGAGAACAGCUGCCCAUCUCUAAGCAUCCCCACAGAGCAAAAUAAAAGGCAGGUAGCUUCCUUCCUGUGACAUGUGGCACAGUUGGAAACUGGGAUCAGGAGGCCUUUGGGAAUACUGGCUGGAAUCACGGCUUGGAAUAGCCUCGCCGGUGUUUCCAAAGUGGUGUUUUAAUGCUGAGCCAGAAGAAAGCUGGAUUUCAGAAGGCUAGUCUUGAAACGGAAUCCAUGCUAGUGGAAUGGUGACUAAUUCUUAAAACCUUGUUUAUUUAAGAGGUGUAGAAGCUUUUUUUAAAAAAAAAGUUUAAAUGUAAGCAGGAACAGAUCAGCAUUUUCUUCCCACUGCUCAUCUUUAAAAGGAUAGGAGGAUUGUUUGAUCAAAGGUGAAGAAGAACAGUCUCCAUACAGUUAGAUAUAAAAUUAACAUCUUCAUCCAAGGUGCAUAGCCAGUGUAUGAAACACACACACAUGCAGAUACGCCGAGGCUGCAGUUGUGCAGAUAUCAACUUGUGGUGCUUCUGAUCCCUUACAGACAAGCUAAUUCAGAAUUUUCCUUUUUACAUAGUUCAAAGGAAGGGGAACGUUGAAAGGAGCAGUGGCCAGUGUUUUUUAAGCUAAGGGCUACUUAUAUUGGCAUGGCCAAAAAAGCAAGAGCCAAGUCCGUGCUGCCGUCUUUCUCACUCCCAUGUCAGCAAGUGGCCACUGCAGCCUCUGCUUUGAAGCUUCUCCUCCCUCCUGCUGCUGCUUCAUAUUCUCCCUACGUAGAGAGUACCAUGUGGGAGGGCCUGGGAACCAUGUGAUGCAUCUGGGGAAUGUGGCGGCCUGUCGGAAAAUUGUUGUGUAGGAGAAGGCUCUCCAGAGAGUUGGGGGCUCUGCGGAAACGACCCGGAAGUGUACUCGGAGGCAAUAUACGAGGAGAUUAUUUGUGUGGUUGCUCAGCUAGGUUCUUGGAUCCCUGCAGAAGGAGGAGGCAUGGCAGGCUACGUCACAUGGUGGUGGUUACAGCUGCCAUACAAUAAGCUUACAAGAACCCACUCUUACGGUGAUGGGCAUAAGAUGCCAAACCCAAGAGGUGUCUGGGUGUCCUGUGCAGAGUGAGAGGGUGGCGGAGGCAUCGUUGCCUUUCCGUCCUCCAGCCCUGUGUUUUAGUUAGAUGGCCUUGAGCAAGGGCAUCUCAGAGUGGGAGGGAAGGAGGCUGAAGAGGCUUCAGGAUACUUCAUAUCCUAGUCUCCCGUCUCCUUUCCUCCCCUAAAAUCCACCCCCCAAGUUCACUUUCCCAAGCUCAGAGAGCAGCUGGCACAAUUCUUCCUGUGUUAGAUGCAUGGGGCUGAGAGAACAGAGAUGUGGUCUCAGAUUUGGGAACCUGGACUCUCCUAUAGGUGCUUGGACAAUGUCUAGGGGCCCUGGGAUUGCUCUCUCUCUAGCUGUGUUAGGUCCCCCAGCCAUCUGAAUCUAUCUGAGAGCUUAAGCACAAGUUACUUGGAGUUGUUCUAAGCAAUGCCAGGCUUUUUGCUUUCUUUUAGUGUUCAAAGCUGUGGGAUGGGGAAAAUGGGGACAGGAGAGCAUGCAGAGAGGACGUCUAACUCUUUGGUCCUCUGCAGAAAAUAUCUCUUUCUGCAAAUAGCAAGAGUGAAAACAUGAAAGUAAUUGUGAAAAAAGUAGCAAUCCCAGCAAAAAGGUACAGGAAACAGUAAAAAAAGUAAUGCCAAACAGUAAAUAAAAAUGUUUUUAUGAUAGUGCCAUGUUUACUUACUUCUUUUCAGGAUUGCAGCAGGGGAAGGGACUCCAGAUUGGCCCUUCUAGUGCUUGGUUUAAUUUCUUUUGCACCCUGAUGUCGCUUUAAACAAUGCUUUGAAGUAAUGUUUGGUUAGGCCUUCAGCAUUAAGCAUGGUUCCACAUGCAUCCUACAUAGGACCAAUCUGUACAGGCAUUCAUAUUCCAGACCUCUCCUGAGUUCUCCCCCCCACCCCCCCAGGAGAAAUAUGGCUGAGUAACCAUAAAGAGAAACAUCCCAAAACUGAAUUCCUGCACAAGAUACCCUUUUUAAAAUUGUUUGAUAGAUCCAUAUUAUACUUGAAGCAUGUUUCUGGGUUUCCGUUGCCUUUAGAAUAGAAUUUUAGGAGCACUGCCUUAGGGAAAAAAACCUCUAAAAUUCUAGAAUGCAGUGGGUGUCUGAAUAUAGAUGUCAAAUUAUCUGUUUGGACAAUGAAUGGCCAAUCUGGAAUCUGGAAAUUUCAGAAAAAUUAUCCUGUUAACAAGGCAAAAGUGCUCCGAUUCAUAAACCUGUUUUCAGCUAUUGCCAUGAAAGUCAACAGAAUUGUUUCAAACACAGUCAUAUUUUACCAAACUGCAACUGGUACUAUUUAUCUAUUCAGAGCAUUUAUACUCUGCCAUAUGAAUCAAUCGGCUUUUAACUCAUUCGUUGCAACAAUGUUCAGACAAUAUAUUCUGUGAACUGUGAGUGCUCACCCUAUCCUUAUACCUAUCUACUCUCCUGAAUAGUUUCUGAGAAAUGUUUUUGCCUUUUUACUAUGAAGAAAUCUCCUCCAUGAAAUGGGAUGGGGCAUUACAUUUAUCUUUUGAAUGUAUAGCACCUUAAUUUCCAGGCACUUUAUACAUAUUUUUCUUAUCAGCAAUCUCAAUGGGGAACUUUCCCACUUGUAACCUCUUUAUAUGUUAAUGCCCUCAGCAGCAAAGCAGUAACUUAAAUAGAAAAGAAUGGAAGACUUAGACCCUCACGGUGCAAUCCUAUAAUGUCUACUCAGAAGUAAGCCCCUUUGAGUUCUGUUCAACUUGCUUCCAGGUCUAUAUGGUUGCAGUCUAAAUUUACUUCAGGCUUUGAUUGGUAUUAUAGAAAGGUCGCAGCAUUUGAGCUGGAGUAGGAGGCAAUGUUUAAAAUCCCUUUUACCAUUCCAAAGUGACCAUCCAAGAUGGAGGAUCACUGCUCUCGGCUCUGUAGUUCUUUGCUUGGAGCCCAGUUCACAUAAGCAGAUUCCACAGACAGAUCUGCUGAGCCAUGUGUUGGGGAACAUGGACUUCUAUGGCAGAACUACCACCAUGACUAUCAGUCCCAAAGCUUUGCUGCUAGGAGAAGAGGCUGCUGGUCUUUUUUUUCCCCCUUCCUUUCCACCCCACCCAUUCUGGUUAAUCCACAAAAAGGACCUACAUUAGACGGCUGGUAUAAUCAAGGUCUCCAUUUUAGGCUAGAGCUGGAGACUGUAUCACUGACACUCCCGCAGUCAGUAUUGUAGUCCAAAACAUCUGUAGGGACACAAGUUGGCCACCUCUGGCUUAAGCUGACAAUUGUCCGUUGUCUGGUAAUUGACACUUGCAUCAACUACUUUAAAAAACACUUUUCCAUUUUUUUCACAGACCCUGAUUGUUUGCCAUUUCAUUGGGUUUGUUCCUUGUGCAGAAAAGUCUUCCUCGCUUGCUGAAUGGCUGGUUGUUUUCUCAUAUGGUAAAACUUCUCUGUUAAAUGAAGGAUUCUGGCAACCUUUCACAAAAUACAGUCACUUUUUGAGAAACUGUGCUUUUAUGCUAUGGAAUGCUGGCUUUUAUAGUCACCGUGCUUCUAUCAAGUGAUGGUAAAGCUUAGCAUGGAUGACAUGGGGGAUACAGAAUCCAUUAUGUGGGGAUAGUAAACAAGGCCCCAAACCUAUCUGCCCAGUUAUGGAAACAGCUGGGUGUUUUGGCGCCAUGCUACAUGAAUAUUCCACAGCAUAGUAAGCCAAAGUGCUUGACUUAGAAGAAGGCCACGCACACCUUUCAACUCGACAAGGCAUUUCGUGUUGACAGCUGAUAACAUCUUUCAUUGCCAGAGCGUGAUGUGACUUUUGUAAACCUGGCUGCUCCAUGACACCAUGGUACAUUCCCAUCACAUGAUUCAUUUUUCAAGGCUGGCAAGUUAUAUUCUCAGGGAUUUGAGCAGCAAGGCAAAAAUCCUGUAGUUUUCAAUGUAAAGAGAAGCUGAUUGCUCUUUUAAAUACGUUGUAGUUUCGUGUCAACCUUUUGUGAACUGUACUUCUAUUCUAAGCAGGCUGUUCAGCACAUUCUGUGUGAGACUGAAGAAUCCACAAGGAAUCGGACAGCUUGUGCUGUACUGUAUGAACUGCUGUUGGUAUGUUUCAGCUUGUAAACUGUAUCUUUGUAAUGUAGCUUAUGACUGUUGGAUUUGAUUGAAGAACCAAAUUUUUAUUUGAGGCUUUCUGUUCCCCUCCCUCAGAGGUACUAUGUAUUACAUUGUUUUGGUAUUUUGUAAUAUUCCUUUGUUUUAAAAUCGUUAAUUACAAAAAGCAGUUUGAAAGCAUGGCUGCAUGUUGUCAUAUUCUAAAAAGCUGCAAGUUUUAAUGUUAGAAAUACUAAUGGUUACCAGAUACGUUUGAGGAUCUUGAAGUUACAGAAGGAUCCAUAAUUUAAAACGAUUAUUACUUUUUAAAGACAAAUAGGGCAUCAUGGUAAAAGUCAUAGCAGGAAAAUUGCACCCAUAUUAUUUUUUUUUAUUAUUUCCACCCUUCCCACUUCAUUGAUCAUAUUGCAUGGCUUGAAAAUGAUCAGUACUUCUUUUGAAAGCGGUCAGCACUUUGUCAGCAACGGAGCAUUUCGGCACAAUCCCAGUCAAGUCUCCCAUUGACCACAAUGGCAUGUUGACUGCAAUUAACUGUUAACAAUAAAUCUUUUGAUUUUUAUUGUCUUAA